AUGAAGCUGCGGCACCUGCCUCUCCCCGGCUGCUUCCUGCUGACCCUGCUGGGCCUCUGGAGAGCUGCCCCUAAGGUUCACGCUUUGUCCCAGGGCACGCCAGCCAUCACUGCUGCCUCCUUCCUGCAGGACCUGAUGCAUCGCUAUGGUGAGAGGGACAGCCUCACUCUGCAGCAGCUGAAGAACCUUCUCAACCACCUAGAUGUGGGGGUGGGCCGGGAUAACGUCACACAGCCCGGCCAAGAGCAGAGGAACCUCUCGCAGUGCUUCAGUUCCAGAGACCUCUUUGCUGUGCACAAUUUUAGCGACCAGUCCCAGAUUGGGAGGAGGGAGUUCCAGGAGUUCUGCCCCACCAUCCUGCAGCAGCUGGAUUCUAAGGCCUGCACCGCCGAGAAUCAGGAAAACGAGGAGAAUGAGCAGACAGAAGAGGGGAAGCCAAGCGCCAUUGAAGUGUGGGGAUACGGUCUCCUGUGUGUGACCGUCAUCUCACUCUGCUCCCUCAUGGGGGCCAGCGUGGUGCCCUUCAUGAAGAAGACUUUUUACAAGAGACUGCUGCUCUACUUCAUAGCUCUGGCGAUUGGAACCCUCUACUCCAACGCCCUCUUCCAGCUCAUCCCCGAGGCUUUUGGUUUCAACCCUAUGGAAAGCUAUUAUGUCUCAAAGUCUGCAGUGGUGUUUGGGGGCUUUUAUCUUUUCUUUUUCACAGAGAAGAUCCUGAAGAUGCUUCUUAAAAAGAAAAAUGAGCAUCACCACGGGCAUAGCCAUUAUGCCUCGGAGACCCUUCCUUCCAAGAAGGACCAGGAGGAGGGUGUGACAGAGAAACUGCAGAAUGGGGAUCUGGAUCAUAUGAUUCCUCAGCACCGGAACAGCGAGCUGGAUGGCAAGGCCCCAGUGAUGGAUGAGAAGGUCAUUGUGGGCUCACUCUCUGUCCAGGACCUUCAGGCUUCCCAGAGUGCGUGUUCCUGGCUAAAAGGAGUCCGCUACUCUGAUAUUGGUACUCUGGCCUGGAUGAUCACCCUGAGUGAUGGCCUCCACAAUUUUAUUGAUGGGCUGGCCAUCGGCGCCUCCUUCACCGUGUCUGUGUUCCAAGGCAUCAGCACGUCCGUGGCCAUCCUCUGCGAGGAAUUUCCACAUGAGUUAGGUGACUUUGUAAUCCUGCUCAAUGCCGGCAUGAGCAUCCAGCAAGCUCUCUUCUUCAACUUCCUUUCUGCCUGCUGCUGUUACGUGGGCCUGGCAUUUGGGAUCCUGGCUGGCAGCCACUUCUCUGCCAACUGGAUCUUUGCACUGGCCGGAGGAAUGUUCUUGUACAUUGCUCUGGCUGAUAUGUUCCCUGAGAUGAACGAGGUGAGCCAAGAGGAUGAGAGGAAGGACAGUUUCCUCAUCCCCUUUGUCAUCCAGAACCUGGGCCUCCUGACUGGAUUCACCAUCAUGCUCUUGCUCACUAUGUAUUCAGGGCAGAUCCAGAUUGGGUAG
Messenger RNA from Elephantulus edwardii (Cape elephant shrew), 1473 nucleotides. RefSeq names its product solute carrier family 39 (zinc transporter), member 14 (gene SLC39A14). The transcript has 8 exons. Gene Ontology annotation, biological process: intracellular zinc ion homeostasis; zinc ion import across plasma membrane. The record is from RefSeq and is a predicted model, not a curated record. Gene Ontology annotation, cellular component: membrane. Gene Ontology annotation, molecular function: zinc ion transmembrane transporter activity. Lineage: Eukaryota; Metazoa; Chordata; Mammalia; Macroscelidea; Macroscelididae. The coding region runs from base 1 to 1473 and encodes 490 amino acids.